CGGCUUGGCCGGACUUCGCCGCGGUGGUGGCCGGGAUUCUGGCGGAAUCUGAGGCUGGCUGAGAGCAGAAGAGAACCGGCGAUGACAGGAGGCGGCAGUCAAGCAGACAUGAGAGAGAUCUUGGGGCAUUAGGAAACCUUCGCCCCCGACCCGGCAUGGCCGGUCUCAUCAAGAAGCAGAUCCUGAAGCACCUGUCCAGGUUUACAAAGAAUCUCUCCCCAGAUAAAAUCAACCUGAGCACACUGAAAGGGCAGGGGCAGUUGACCAACCUUGAACUGGAUGAAGAAGUUCUGCAGAAUGUAUUGGAAUUGCCCACCUGGCUAGCUAUUACUCGAGUCUUUUGUAACAAAGCAUCGAUUAGGAUCCAGUGGACAAAACUGAAGACUCAUCCAAUUUGUCUGUAUCUAGAUAAAGUGGAAGUUGAGAUGCGGACAUGUGAAGAACCCCGACCACCCAAUGGACAAUCUCCCAUUGCUCUAGCUUCAGGCCAGAGUGAAUAUGGCUUUGCUGAGAAAGUAGUUGAGGGUAUGUUUAUUGUUGUGAAUUCCAUCACCAUCAAGAUUCACUCCAAGGCCUUUCAUGCUUCUUUUGAACUGUGGCAACUCCAAGGAUACAGUGUCAAUCCCAACUGGCAGCAAAGUGACCUGCGCUUUACUCGUAUUACUGAUUCCAAUAGAGGGGAGGUGUUAACAUUUAAAGAACUUACCUGGCAGACUCUUCGUAUAGAGGCAGAUGCUACAGAUAAUGGUGAUCAAGAUCCUAUCACCACACCUCUAAGACUUAUUACCAAUCAGGGCAAAAUCCAAAUAUCCCUUAAGAGAAAGACAAAGGACUGCAAUGUGGUGGCAUCCAAGCUAAUGUUCCUCCUUGAUGACUUGCUAUGGGUGCUGACUGACUCUCAGCUGAAGGCUAUGAUGAAGUACGCAGAGUCUUUGAGUGAAGCCAUGGAGAAGUCAGCCCAGCAGAGGAAAAGUUUGGCUCCUGAACCUGUCCAAAUCACACCACCUGCUGCUACUGCCCAACACUCUUGGCCUCAGUCAUUUGGGAACAGCCCAAAAGCAAUCAGCCAGUACUUUGAGAAACAUGACAUGAAAGAGUCUUCCUACCACCUUCUCAUCUCCCGCUUGGACCUUCACAUCUGUGAUGACAGUCACACUCGUGAAACAGGCACUUCCAGACAUGGAGUAACGGGAGGUGCAAUGCAGCUAACCUUUAGGAGAAUGACUUUUGACUAUUAUCCUUUCCAUUGGGCUGGUGACAGCUGCAAGCACUGGGUGAAAUAUUGUGAUGCCAUGGAGAUCCGAGACCAAUGGGCAAAAAAGCUAGUGAAUGAAUUCCAAAGCAAGAUGGGAAAAAAUGUUGACGAAAUAAGCUCUUCAUUCUCUAGAACUGCAGGUGGAGAGUCUUCCUUCAAAAAGAGACCAGAUACUACUCCUAGUUCCCAAAAAGGCUCUCCUGAGAAGGGUGUAACUCCAGUGAGAGUAUUGCCUCCUCAUGUAUCUGAGUUCCAAUGGCCUUCAUGGAAUAGACUCCGAUCCAGUUGUGUAGUUGUCCGAGUAGAUGAUUUGGAUAUUCAUCAGGUUUCCACAGCUGGACAGCAUAGUAAGAAACCCUCAACACUGCUUUCAUGUAGGAGAAAAUUAUUGGGUUUUCCUGAUCAAAUCUCAGCAAUUCAUAUGGAGUUCACUGAAUACUACUUCCCAGAUAAUCCAAACUUUCCAGUCCCCUGCCCAAACCUGUACCUACAGCUGAAUGGUUUGAUUUUCACCUUGGACACAGUGAGCAUGCUUUGGGUGAAUUUGUUCUGCCUUGAUCUCUAUCGCAGCCUACAGCAUUUCAAAGCUAUUUACGAGCUGGAGAACUCUGGCAAGCGGGAUGAGCACAUAGAUGUCAGGCUGGAUGGCUUUAAGCUGAAGCUGAACAUACCAGUUGAGAAGAAAGUAAUCAAUCACCGAGAUCGUCCUCACUGUCUCUCCAUUCGCACAUCAGAGAUGACAGCCACCAACACACGCCAUGCUCCUCACUGCAGUUGUUUGGCCCUCCAGAACCUGUUUCGUAGAUUUGCUUCUUCAGAAUUCUUCCAUUCCAGCUACACUCAGUUUCCUAAAUUUCAGGAUAACUUCAGCCUCCUCCACACCCUCUUCUUACGCCAUGCAUUCCAAGUGGACACCAAGACUCAAAAAAAUGCAAAAUUUCACCAUUCUCUUAGAAAGUCUUCAGCUUCUGAAGAUCUUUGGUCAGUUAAUUUCACCCAGAUCUCCCUGGACUUUGAGGGGACCAAGAGUUCAAAAGGCAAAUCCCUUAGUUUUAUCAACCCAUUCCCACUCUGUGUGUGGGCUUGUCUCCCAAAGAGGUGGGAAGAAGCCCAGACAUCAAAGCUGCAGGUUAAAGUGAAACCUUCUACUACCUUUAGUAACCAUGCCAAACAUCAGGACUUUUCCAGAGAGGAACAGUUCUGCCAAAGAUCAAAGACUGAACAGGAUUUGAAGACUGUCUUUGUCACUCCAGAGGUGAAGGAGGUCUUAGAAGAGAGUAGUGUUAAUGAUGAAGAAAAUGAUAAAGAUGUUGAAGUCUCUGCUGAUGUUCAUGUGCUUCUUUAUUCAAGUGCACAUGUGAAGGUGCGAGUCAAUCACUACCAGUAUUUGAUGCUACUUAGGAUGAAGGAAGCUCUGCAGGCUUUUCAAGAACAAUUGACCCAAGACACUAUGGAAGUAUUGGGGUCGCCUCUAGAUUCCAUAACUACUUGCAUUGGUAUCAUGUUCAAGAGUGCUGAGGUGGCCCUGCUAAUGCCUCCUACUGCAGAUGCUACAUUGGAACCUAGAUCAUCAGACUCUGAUACUACAAGUCUAAUAGAAUCUGAACUCUCACCUUCAGAAAGUAAGGAGGGGCUGGCUGUUGAAGAAAAGGACCUUAGAUCCGAUAGUAGCUCUGAGAAAGGAGACAGCAGCCUCAUGAAAGCACUAGAAGAUAGUGGAAUUGAAAACCCAAAUAUGAGUACAUUGCAGGAUGGAAUGCUGAAAUCACAGAGUGAUGGCUUGUUGGUAGGAGAAGAGUUUCACAGCCAAGCAACCAGAGAAAGAGGCCCUGUAGAAGAAGCACAUGAAGCUGAAGAAACUCUUGGUGCAGAGAGACCAAGUGAUCUUGGUAGCCUCUCUCAUACUCCUCAUGUUCUUGCUUCCAGCCCAUCUUCUGUCAUAGAUCCUUUAGGUGGCAUACAAGUCUCUCUUAAUGGACAAGAAGAGCUGAUCCCUUUAAAGAACAUGGAGAUGGAAUUAUCAAGUGCUUUGCAUAUAACAAAGGAUGCCACCAAGGAAGCCUUGCAUGUGACUAUGGACCUCACCAAAGAAGCCAUGUCUAUGACAAAAGAUGCUUUCAGCCUGAGCAAGGAAAAAAUGGCUUCUACUAUGCAGAAAAUGCUGUUCCUUCCUCAAACCAAGGAUCCAGCACCUAAGGCUGAAGAGGGGUCAUUGACUCCAGUGGGAGGCAGUGGCAACCGUAUGCGAUUCUUCUCCAUGAAGAGGACUGCUUCCCAGCAUUCCUUUGAUACCAGCUCACUUGAUGGCAGUGGUCCUGAAGAUAGGCUGUCUCUGGACAGUGAUGGCAGUGAUGGUUUUGUGAUGCUUAUGGAUGCAGAGUCCAGCCUGGAACCUCAUACCCCAGGACACCUUCCUCAGAUUCUUAAUGAUGCAGACAACAGAAAAAGCCCAGUGACAGAUGAGGAGAGAGAAUCAACAUAUAUCAACAGUUCAGCUUCUCAGAGUGGAGAUGACUCCAACCCUCAGCUGGUAUCUGUUUUGAUUCUGAAAAUGAAUGAAGUAAACUGUGUGAUAGAGACAAAAGGAAAUGAUAUGGCACUAGCCCUUCAAGUUAUGGAGGUAACUCCUGAACAACUGGGAAAUAUAAGAAUGUGGCACUAUCUGGAGAGUAAUUAUGAAGGAGAUCUGAACCCAGAAAGGUCUGCAACAGAAGAAACCAACCAGACUCAGCCUGAGGUGUGUUUACGGUUUGAAAUAGGACCGAGUGCUGCAGUACAUUCACCCCUGGCUGUCCGAAAUGGAUUUUUCCACAUGGUGAUCCAGAGCUACCAUAAAGAACUGCUGACAUCCUCUCUUACAAACCUUGGACCCUUCCUUGAGGAUGAGGUGAUUCCUGAAGUUAUUCCCCUGAAGAUUGAAAUUAUGGAUGCCAAGAUCACACUGAAGGAUGAUAGACCUCGAGUAUAUCCUACUUCUCCUGGUUCUAUUCCUAUCAUUCUUGCAGCAGAUCACAUUGUUGUUCAGUGUAAUGAUGAUGGAGUGUUCUGUAUAACAGAUGCAAAAGGGGAAGAAUCAUCUGUGCAGAAAAGUCCCAAGAAACGACAGAUUCCAGUAGAGAAAAUCUCUGUAGUUUCAACAGCUGGAGAUGAUGAACUACAGCUAAAAGAAAUGCCAGCUUUGGCAAGAGAGCUACAGGUUACCAAAAAUGCCCUAGCAGAAGCCAAUCUGGACAAGGUACGUCUACUGCAGGAAAUUAGGAAAUAUGAUCCUCUCUUCCAACUUUGACAGCAGUGACCUGGGCUACAGAUGCUCAGGGCAACCAGAGAUCAACACCAGCAUCAACAUAAUGCCUAGGUAGGGCAACAUCAGACCAUAGUAACUGCCUUGAGG
Messenger RNA from Heteronotia binoei (common prickly gecko), 4646 nucleotides. It is a transcript of the gene BLTP3A, whose product is annotated as bridge-like lipid transfer protein family member 3A. NCBI's taxonomy places the organism in Eukaryota, Metazoa, Chordata, Lepidosauria, Squamata, Gekkonidae. The transcript has 21 exons. Gene Ontology annotation, molecular function: histone deacetylase binding. The record is from RefSeq and is a predicted model, not a curated record. The coding region runs from base 156 to 4541 and encodes 1461 amino acids.